AUGUCCUUCACCCCCCAGUCCAUCCCCUCGCUAUCCGGCCGCGUCUUCUUCAUCACAGGCGGCACGGCCGGCCUCGGCGCCGGCACGAUCUCGCUCCUGGCCCAACACGGCCCCGCGCACAUCUACUUCUCCGGCCGGAACGCGCGCAACGCACAAUCCGUCAUCGAGCGCGUCAAGGGCACUAACCCAGACGUACCUGUGACAUUCAUCCCAUGCGACCUGGCGGACCUGUCGUCCGUGAAGACGGCAGCGCAAAACCUCCUCACGCAAACCCAGCGCCUGGACGUCCUGUUCGCCAACGCAGGGAUCAUGGCCCUCCCACCGGGCACGACGCGCGACGGAUACGAGCUGCAAUUCGGCACGAAUCACAUGGGUCACGCCCUGCUCAUCAAAUUACUCCUCCCCCUGAUGCAACAGACAGCCAAAAAUCACGACGACGCGGACGUGCGGAUCAUCAUCAGCACGUCCGUCGCGUACAAGCAAGCUCCAUCCCGUGAGGGUAUCGCGUUUGAGACCCUCAAAACCCCACAGGACGGCCUGGGCGGGUUGCUCCCCGGCGGGAAAUGGUGCCGCUACGGGCAGAGUAAAUUGGCGAAUAUGCUCUACGGGCGCGAAUUGGCCACGAGGUAUCCCGAGAUCACCUCCGUGGCCAUACAUCCGGGGUACAUCAAGACCGAUCUGUUCGCGAAUGUGUCGUUCAUGACGGCGCUGCCUGUGCGCAUCAUGGCCGCGGGGCACUGGACGCCCGUGGAGGAGGGGCCGUAUAAUCAGACGUGGGCGGGCACCACGCCCAAGGAGAACCUCGAGAAUGGGGCGUAUUAUGAGCCGAUUGCGAAGAAGGUGGCGCCGGAGACUGCUGUGGCGAGGGAUGCAGGGUUGGCGGGUCGGCUGUGGGAGUGGACGGAGAAGGAGUUGGCGGUGUUUUUGUGA
This is a messenger RNA of Cladophialophora yegresii CBS 114405, 930 nucleotides long. RefSeq lists its product as uncharacterized. The transcript has a single exon. The record is from RefSeq and is a predicted model, not a curated record. NCBI's taxonomy places the organism in Eukaryota, Fungi, Ascomycota, Eurotiomycetes, Chaetothyriales, Herpotrichiellaceae. The coding region runs from base 1 to 930 and encodes 309 amino acids.